Molecule: messenger RNA, 1988 nt
Organism: Micropterus salmoides (largemouth bass)
Lineage: Eukaryota; Metazoa; Chordata; Actinopteri; Centrarchiformes; Centrarchidae
Gene: hoxb1a
Product: homeobox B1a
Exons: 2
Biological process (GO): regulation of transcription by RNA polymerase II
Cellular component (GO): nucleus
Molecular function (GO): RNA polymerase II cis-regulatory region sequence-specific DNA binding; DNA-binding transcription factor activity, RNA polymerase II-specific
Source: RefSeq, a predicted model, not a curated record
UUCUAAACCGAAAGGUCCCCCUCCCCUAUCCUACACACAUACACACACACACACACACACACACACACUGGAUCCCUCGCCUUUCGUGGCCGGUUGACAAACUUCUGGCCUCCGGUCACCAUAGGCGACGUGACGACGAGCCACGUGACCGACGCUGCAGAGGUAAGAGAAGGAGUGACAAGAGAAAGCGAGUCCCAGAAAAGAGGGGAACACAGAGAUUUUGAGGGGGGAAAACCACAGAAUGGAAGAGGACGCAGUGUAACCUGUGUGGGGGUGAAGAGGUGACUUGACUCUUUUCUGUCUUCUCGCGGUGUUUUCUGCUGUCACUGAUGGGCCUUCGGAAAUCCCAGGUUGACCUGAGCUAUUGACAGUGCAAGGCCUUCCGUUUACGCACACAAACACAGCCCACUGGAGCACAUUAUUCAUGUGUGUUUCGGGUUAGUGACGUGCAGACUCUACUUUUUUCCUCCACAUCGGAACUUUAUGUCGUUUUUAUUUUUAUCUAAUCUUGCUGAACAUUUAUGCCUACAAGUGUAAGGAUUUCUCCAUUUAAAAAAAUACUUUUUUUUGUUUUAUUUUUUCUCGUGAUUUAUGUUCCCUCAACAGAGUUAUUUCACACCCUCCCACUUACUCUUGGAAACACUUUUUAAAUGGAAUUGUUCGAGUUUUUGAUGUUCUUUCCAACUCAUUUCUGUUAACUUCAUCUGUGGGCUCCUGCUUCUUGCUGAUCCUUUGAUACGUUGUUCAGCCCCACCGUGCCUGCGGCCUGCAUGGACAACAUGAACUCUUUUGUGGAAUACUCUAUUUGUAACCGACCGGGCACCGGCGCUUAUUCUGCGCCUAAAUCUGGAUACCACCACCACCAUCAUCAUCUGCAUCACCACCACCAUCCUCUGGAUCAGCAUCAGGGCUUCUCGGUGGCCUCCGGCGCCUUCCACACGGGACCCUCCGGAUCUCCAGCUCUCGUUAACGGGACUCGAAGCGACAGCAGCGCAGGCGGAGCGAGUUACACCGGGGAUGGGAGGCUGUACGGGGGCACCGGUGAAGGAGUGCACGGGACCAUAGGGACAACCGAGCAUCAUCAGCAACAUCCCCAUCCUCAUCAUCAUGAGCAACAGCAGCAUCAGCAGACGCACAACGGCUACCAUCACCAUCCUCACCUUCACCAAACGCAAAGCUUACAAAGCGGAAUCUUGUCUCCCUAUAAUAACGGGAGCAGCGGAAACACCGGGGCCUAUGCGGGUCAGGCGUGCGCCACAAACUCGGAGUACGCUGCUGCGACGGGCCCUCCCAACAGCGUUCACCCACAGUAUUUCAUGGAGGAGUCUGUGGCCUCCACAUACUAUCAAUCAACCUUUCCCAGCUCUGCCCCCACCGUCGGCCCCAGCUACGGGGCCCUGGCCGGGGCCUAUUGCGGGCCUCAAGGCGCUCUGGCCGGGUCACAGUACCCGCAGCACCUUGGCGGGGGUUUGGACGCAGCGGGAUACCUGGGGCUUCCACACGGGGGAGGUUGCGGGGAGCUACCGGUCUCUCAGGAGCGAGAGAGGGGAGAUGAGGAGGGCCAGCAGGCCGGGCAAGGGCAAACCUUCGACUGGAUGAAGGUGAAGAGGAAUCCGCCUAAAACAGUCAAAGUGCCGGACUUCGGCCUCGCGGGCGCACACAACAACGCCAUGCGCACCAAUUUCAGCACGCGGCAGCUGACUGAGCUGGAGAAGGAGUUCCACUUCAGCAAGUACCUGACGCGGGCGCGGCGCGUGGAGAUCGCCGCCACGCUCGAGCUCAACGAGACUCAGGUGAAGAUCUGGUUCCAGAACAGGCGUAUGAAGCAGAAGAAACGCGAGCGGGAGGGCGCCUCCGCCACGGCGCGCUCCUCCUCCUCCUCCUCGGGCACGGACGGCGGGUUCAACAAGGAGCUGGAGGACACCGACCACUCCUCCGCCUCCACGUCUCCAGGCGCGUCCCCGAGCUCGGAGACGUAGUCAGAGUGA